UUUUAAUUUCAUUAUAGGAACCAAAAUUGCUAAAACAUGGAUGAAAAUUAUCCAGAUUCAAUGUCGGGAUAUCUUAUGGAUCAAUCGGUAGCUAUAGCCGAGAGCACAACAUUUGAGACAAUAUCGACGUUCUGUAAUCAGUCAUUAAGUAUGGGUUUAGAGAAUGAAUCUAAACUAUGUAACGACCCGAUGGAGGAGAUGAAUGAGAUCGAAGAAGUGGCCAAAAUAUUGAGUAUUAUUGUUCCCAUUUUGUUUGGUAUUAUCGUAAUCGUGGGUCUGUUCGGUAACGCGUUGGUUGUGAUUGUGGUGGCGUGUAAUCCGCAGAUGAGAUCGACCACAAACUUACUUAUAAUCAAUUUAGCGAUCGCUGAUCUGCUCUUCAUUGUGUUUUGUGUGCCGUUCACGGCAUGGGAUUAUGCCUUCCCUUUCUGGCCGUUUGGUAACGUGUGGUGCAAAAUAGUACAGUACUUGAUCGUGGUCUGUGCCUACGCCAGUAUAUACACUCUGGUGCUGAUGUCGUUGGACCGAUACUUAGCUGUUGCCCAUCCGAUCCAAUCGAUGUCAAUUAGAACUGAACGGAACGCCUAUUUGGCCAUAUUUAUGAUGUGGAUCACAAUCAUCGUCGCCUGUAUUCCGGCCCUCAUUAGCCAUAGUGUCAUCUCAUUUGAAGGCUCCGAAGACUCAGUCUGUCUGUUCGCUGACGAGGAAUACAAUAAAUCUUUAUAUCAGAUUUGCUUCUUUCUGUCGUCUUAUGUGAUCCCCAUUUCGAUUAUAUUGAUAUUAUAUGUACUUAUGUUGAAACGGCUUUGGUUUGGUGUCGUUCCGGGCGGUCAUAUGAGCGCUGAGUCCGUCAGAUCCAAGAAGAGGGUCACCCGAAUGGUUGUCGUCGUUGUCAUCAUAUUUGCCUGCAGUUGGUGUCCAAUACAAGCCAUUCUCGUACUCAAGAGUUUCGGCCACUACGAGAUCGACACCACAAAACUCAUUAUACAAAUAGCGGCA
Molecule: messenger RNA, 999 nt
Organism: Medioppia subpectinata
Lineage: Eukaryota; Metazoa; Arthropoda; Arachnida; Sarcoptiformes; Oppiidae
Source: the annotation of a GenBank genome assembly